Molecule: messenger RNA, 2361 nt
Organism: Aspergillus homomorphus CBS 101889
Lineage: Eukaryota; Fungi; Ascomycota; Eurotiomycetes; Eurotiales; Aspergillaceae
Exons: 3
Coding region: 1-2361 (786 amino acids)
Source: RefSeq, a predicted model, not a curated record
AUGGCACGACGUUACCAGAUCGAUGAGCUGCUUCGGCUGCGCGAUUCGCGCCUGGCUGUUCGUCCCCCUACGCUGCCGCCAGUAGAUGAAUGGAUGGGCCCCAUACCCGACCCAUCCACGCAACGGAAAACAUCUAACUCUCGAGACUCUACCAAUCCAAAUGAAACUACACCUAGACGGCCGAGCCUUUUCGACACCCGUCACAUCUCCCGAAAUUCGAAUUCAGAGGAUAUUAUUCUCGGUCCUCCCAAAACCGCUUUCGCUUCUGCCUCUCGCAUCGCUGGUAAGGGAUCCAUAGACUCCACGGAAAGGUCAACCAGACCGCACGACCCUGAGGAUGUGAAAUCCGACCGCUUUGCCUUCCGGGACAAAUUCUUCAAGGAACGGGAUCCCAGUGAGAGGGAUUUCGAUCGACGCGAUGGAAAGAUGGGUGCGUUCAAUGCUCGGCGCGGGGACAAGGAGGACUGGAACAAUGGACGUCCCCGCCGCACAUUUGGCCAGGAUGAACAGGACCGCAAGCCCAGACGCAAUGGAGAGUUCGACAGAUGGGACAAUCGCGACCAACGUGAACCCGCCCACGAUCGGACUGUGAGAGAUGCCAAGGAUACUCGGUUCACCCUCCGCAAGGACGGCACUCCGGGGCGCGCUAGACACGAAGGAAGUUGGUUUCGAGACGAUAACGCUCCCCACGAUACGCCCGACGCUGAAGAGGACAAGACCCCGAUACGCAACCGAGAAUGGCGCCGGGAUCGGCACGGUGCUGAUCGCGAUUGGACCCGCGGUGCCAAACUCGAACAGGAGCCUGAAUGGUUGGAUGCCAAUGACAGGGACGAGUCUCGAAGAGUGCAUACACAAGAGGACUUUGAGCGCUGGAAAGAGCGAAUGAAAGCCGGAUCUCAGCCCCAGGCAGCGGAGAAGGACGAGAUUCCUGCCGAGACAAGUGUUGCACCUUCGCAGCAGGCAGAUCCCCGACCUACUGAUGGGGAGAUCUUCAGUAGCAAUGGCACUCCUUUCCAGCAGGACGCGACCAUGGAGCGCUUCUUUGGAUUGCUGAAUGAGUCUAAGCCUGCACCUGCGCCCGAGGUUCUUAGUGCCCCGCCCGCGCCGGUCGAGGCUACUCCAAAGAAGGAGCCCCAAUUUUCUAAAGCGAUGAAGUCGUCCCGGUUUGCUGGGCUUUUCAGCCCUCCGCCAGGAAGCCCUGCGAGGGAUCCAGAACCUCAAACCGAUACCAGGUCCCCAGCUCUGACGCCUGCUGGAUCCACUGAUGCCGACCAAGAAGGGUUCCAACGUAUCCUGCUGAUGCUUGGUGGCGGGAAGUCGCGUAAUGGAACGCCUCAUAAUGACACUAACUCUGUCAAUCGCCCCCCUUCCUUGGUGCAAGCGGAACAAGGCCAGAGCGCCGUUUCGUCUCCUGCGCGAGAACAUGUCAAGCGGCAGGAGUAUCUGGCUAUGCUUGAGACACCUUCUCGAGCCGCUGCCCCCCCAUUCAAGGAAAACCCAUACCCUCCGGAGACGCAGGCUCGUGAUAGAGAGCACCUUCUUCGACUGAUGCAGCAAGUUCGCGUCACUCCUGUAAGCGGCCCUGCCCCGGGUGGUCAAAACCAGCCGCAGAGUGCCGGCCCCGUGCCUGGUAUGAUGAACAUGCCCGACGUACUGUCUCCUCCCCCUGGUAUCCCUCCUGUCCAGAAGGGACCCAACUUUUUGGAUGAUCCAGCGAUUGCGAAUAUUCAGAGACCCGACGCAGAACAUCUCCGGAGACGGCCUGUAAACGGGCCACCCAUGGGAUAUUUUGACGAAAUCCCUUUCCCUCCAGGUGGUCAAGUUCCCAUCACGCCUGGUGGAACCAGAGCUCCCCACGGUCAAGUCCAUCCUCCUAUGGGUAUGCAGAGACCGCCAGGCUUUGAGCAUCUGCCGCCCCCUGGAUGGGCGGGUCCUCAAAUGCCGCCGCAACCUGCAGGUGGACCGGCGCCUUUGGCCCCUCCCCCGGGGAUCCCGACUCCUACACGCGGUGUAAACCCGAGUUAUAUGGCAAACAUGAUGCCAAUGCACGCAGGUGCUCCUCCUCUCAAUGAGCGCGAACCUUUUCCUCCCCGCGCCAAUGGCGGUGGAUCGGCUGGUUUCCAUCCACCUCCUGGGAUGAUGCCUCCCCCCGGUUAUAUGAAUGGCCCCCCACCUUCAUUUCCACCCAUGCCACCUAACGGCGAUGUUAUGAUGGGGCUUGGACCUCGUGGACAGGCUCCUUUCGAGGGUGGUCCUCCGCCACAAGGACCUCCCCCAUCCUCCCGGCACCUGUUGGAUAUGUUCGGUCAAGUUGGUGGUGACGCCAGAGGUGGCAUGAUUGGACCUGGACAGUUCAGAUAA